This is a messenger RNA of Microthlaspi erraticum, 342 nucleotides long. The record is from the annotation of a GenBank genome assembly. Lineage: Eukaryota; Viridiplantae; Streptophyta; Magnoliopsida; Brassicales; Brassicaceae.
AUGGUAAGAAAGUGGUGGGGAAGAAGAGGAAGAAGAGCGCCUCAGGCCGGGAAGCAGGCGGAGAGGAAGAAGGAGAAAACGGCAUCCGGGUCUUCAUCUAAGACCGUGGUGACGAUCGGCGAUCGCGUGGCCGCCGAGCGGGCAGACCCUUGGUAUGCCGAACAUCCGGGUUACUCGGGUAGAUCCGGAGACGGGUCUGAGGGAACCCAUCACUCCCACCAGCGAACCGUUUUCCGAAGAGGAGCUGCGGACGAUCCUCCUAUCUCUUCGCAGGAAGCGCCGUCUUCCCUUUUACCGAGCUCGGCGGCGAGAUCGACGUGCCGGGGUCCUCGGGUGGUCUGA